CCCGUUAUAUGUUGUUCCAUUGACCUGAAUCGGAAAAAGACGAGAAAGCGCCGGCCCCGUAGCCCAGACUCUAACCUGUGUUUCGGGUGCGGUCACGUCGAGCAAACUUAGGCGGUAGCGCAUGUCAACAGCUGGCAGCAGUCGUGACAACAGCUGGCGGCGUUCGCGACAGCUGCUGAUUCGCCACCAUCAAGGUAAUUUGGAACUGCGCCGCUGGCAAGCCGCAGGCGGAGCUCAUGUCGGCGCCGGACGCCGUGGAAAACGCCCCAGAGCGCAUCCUCGCGCGGCGCCAACUGGCGUCGUGCUUUCACGCUGUCGACUUCCUGGAACGGGAGUUUGCGCGAUAGCACGUUCACGCGCUGCCUCCUGCUGCAUAUGCACGCCGACGCCCGGCGGCAGGCAGAGGAGGAGGGGCUGCGGCAGCCGCAGUUCCUGCUGGCGGGCACGCGUGCCACAGUGCAGCCCGCGGCUUCCGACCUGAGGCUCAUGCGGGAGGUGCAGAUACUGGCUGAUCAGUCGUGGGAUCAGCUGGAGGCUACGAAGAUGCUGGCCGUGCUAGGCUGACAGCGCGAGGUUCAGGCAGCAGCGGCGGACGUGGCGGCAGCGCAGGGCCGUCUGGCGCAGGUGCAGCAGAAGCCGCACUGCGCGGAGUGCCGCCGCCUGCGUCUCGCCGCGGGCACUGUCGGUGUCAGUGGCCUUGGACUCCUGGUCAGUGAGGUGGCGAAGCAGCUGGGACCAGAACCUCGCGAAUCACUAAAACGCGACCCUGGGUGCAACUGGCUGCGCUGGUGGUGCCGCAUCAAGGUGGACGAUGUGAUUGAGCGCCGUCAGCUGCCCCAGCAGCUGCCACGGCAGCGGCUGUGCAGCCGCGUCUGUCGUCUGACUGCUGCCAUCCUGUCGGACAGCGAGCUGUCAGCAGCCGCCGUCCCGCCGGCAGCGCAGCCCGCGUGGGAGGACCUGAUGCAGCUGGUGCGCGAUGAGCGCGCCAAGCGCCGCGAGCAGGGCCUUCUGCUGGGGCCGGGGCGGAGCCAGGAGCACCUGGAGCAUGGCACGACGCGUGUGGUCUGGGCGGCGGACAUCUCAAUGGACCUGGCGGGUGCAAUGCUGCUCCAGCAGCGGCACAGGGCCUGGCAGCAGCGGCCCUGGGCCCAGCAGUUGCGGCGUGCAUGUGCGUAGCGGAGAGGGCGAGCAAGGCCACUGGAGGAGGAGAACGCGGCGCCGCCUAAGAAGUGGCGCCGGCGCGCAAGUUGAGGCCGGCCGGUGUCGAGUUAGGGUGUUGCCUGGGCGAGGGGAGGAGGCCGUGGAAAACAACGUGCGGUGCAGGGCCUGCAUGGUAGCCAGGGCAGUUGUGAGUUGUAGCCUUGCUGCAGCUCGCUCCUCAACCGCAAACAAAAUGUUGGAACGACGAAGGCUAAGAAACAGGCUUUGUUGCUCCUCCUCAGUAGGCGUGCCGUUCAUGCUGUUCAUGCUUGUGUUCAUGCUGGGAGGCUGGUACGUAGAAGCACAUCCGGAGGACAGAAAGGGGCAGCUCUAGGUGCGUCAUGUGUAAUUAAGGUGGCGGUGUCAUCUGGGACAGGCGGAUGAGCGGAUCCUACACCGGUUGGCAUGCGGCGCUGUCUGGGGAGUCCUGGGGGAGGGGUGAGGGUUAAUCGUGACGGCGAGAAGGGAGGCGACGUUAUCUGGCUCCGGAAGCAAUUCAUUUCACUUAAUAAGGGCACACGG
Molecule: messenger RNA, 1722 nt
Organism: Chlamydomonas reinhardtii
Lineage: Eukaryota; Viridiplantae; Chlorophyta; Chlorophyceae; Chlamydomonadales; Chlamydomonadaceae
Exons: 2
Coding region: 376-564 (62 amino acids)
Source: RefSeq, a predicted model, not a curated record